CCAUCGUGCGUGCGGCUGCUCCUGCUGUCCGCGCGCAGCUGAACGCUCGCUGCUCUCGAACACCACCCACGGGAGGGUGGGAUGCGCCCUUCCCCUCCCCUCUCCGCUGCCUCUCUCUCUUUCCGUGCGUCUCGCAGCUCCCUCCUCCUCCUCAUCGUCAUCUAUACCUCUCCUCCUCGUGUCACAACGCCGAACCGCUCCCAUCGCGGCCGCAGCGGCGCAGCUAUCCCAGGGAGCCACCCGCGAUUAAGCAGGAGAACGAGGAGCGGUUUAGCGGCGCAGCAGCAGCAGGAGGAGGAGGAGAGGUAGACGGAGGAUCGGGAUGAGGCUGCGUCAUGAGGAUGAAGAGGCGCGGGCAGCGGUCGCCAUGGCUGCGGCGCUCCGAAUGAACAGAGCUGCGGGCGACGCUCGCGCCGGUCUCUGAGUCCGAGGUGGACGCGAGAAGGUGGUGGUGGUGGUGGUGGUGGACGCGAGAUCGUCGUGGACACAACUAUCGUCGAGUCAUCGGUGGACUCGAUCCCCGGCCCUCGAAUAAAUCCGUGGACACGAACCGUGGUGGUCCAGCUGCAGUGGACUCAAGACCCUGGUGGUGGUGGUGGACGCGACCAUUGGUGGACACGAACCGUGGUUGUCACGAGGCCUUAACGAACGCAGACCGUGGUGGACACCGGGGCCUUGGUUGACACAAAGCUGAACCUGUGACGUCUUCUCGGCGGUGGACACGCGGACCGUGGUAGACAGCCCGGGGGGCCUCUACAAAAAUUUCCCCACGGCGAGUUUGCGGUGUCCAGCCCUCUGGAUCGUGCACAGCACAGCGGGCACCAUGGGGCUCAUCUUCUCCGAGAUCCAGUGCAACAACGAGCAGCGCAUGUGGUGGGCUUUCCUGGCCUCCUCGCUCGUCACCUUCUUCGGUGGCCUCUUCAUCAUUCUGUCGUGGCGGUCGCUCAAGUACCUCUGGACGGUGUGCUGCCACUGCAAGAAAGUGAACAAGGAAUUGCAGAAGAUAAAAGCCGACGGAGCGCCUCCCUCCGAGGGCACGUACCGACCGCGAGAAGACGCCGAGGACUCGGAGGUCGGCUGGAUGACCUCGGUGAAGGACUGGGCCGGUGUCAUGAUCUCUGCGCAGACGCAAACCGGCCGCGUGCUGGUGGUGCUCGUUUUCCUUCUCAGCAUCGGGGCUCUGGUGAUUUACUUUAUCGACUCGUCCGACCCCAUCGAGGAUUGCCACUACUUCCAGAAGGACACCACCCUGCAGUUCGACAUGGGGCUCAACAUCUUCUUCCUCCUCUACUUUGGCUUGCGGUUCAUCGCAGCCAACGACAAGCUGUGGUUCUGGCUGGAGGUGAACUCCAUCGUGGAUUUCUUCACCGUACCUCCAGUGUUCGUGUCUGUGUACCUCAACAGGAGCUGGCUCGGUUUACGGUUUCUCAGGGCCUUGCGGCUGAUACAAUUCUCUGAAAUUCUGCAGUUCCUAAACGUGUUGAAAACGAGCAACUCUAUAAAGUUGGUGAACCUGCUGUCCAUUUUCAUCAGCACGUGGCUGACGGCGGCUGGCUUCAUCCCCUGGUAUGCGUUUGUGGAGAACUCGGGCGACCCCUGGAACAAUUUCCAGAACUCGCAGGAGCUGACGUACUGGGAGUGCGUCUACCUACUCAUGGUGACCAUGUCCACCGUGGGCUAUGGGGACGUCUACGCCAAGACCACCCUGGGACCUUUCAUGGUCUUCUUCAUCCUCGGGGGACUGGCCAUGUUUGCCAGCUACGUCCCUGAAAUAAUAGAAUUAAUAGGAAACCGCAAGAAAUAUGGUGGCACCUAUAGUGCUGUUAGUGGAAGGAAACACAUAGUCGUGUGUGGGCACAUAACCCUGGAGAGCGUCUCCAACUUCCUCAAGGACUUCCUGCACAAGGACCGCGACGACGUGAACGUGGAGAUCGUCUUCCUGCACAACAUCUCUCCGAACCUGGAGCUGGAGGCGCUGUUCAAGCGACAUUUCACGCAGGUGGAGUUCUACCAAGGCUCCGUGCUCAAUCCCCACGACCUGGCGCGGGUCAAGGUAGCGCGGCCAGACGCGUGCCUCAUCCUCGCCAACAAAUACUGUGGAGAUCCCGACGCCGAGGACGCCUCCAACAUCAUGAGGGUCAUCUCCAUAAAAAACUACCAUCCCCGAAUCCGAGUCAUUACCCAGAUGCAACAGUACCACAAUAAGGCCCACCUCCUGAACAUCCCGAGCUGGAACUGGAAGGAGGGCGACGACGCCAUCUGCCUCGCCGAGCUCAAGCUUGGGUUCAUCGCCCAGAGCUGCCUCGCGCCCGGCCUCUCCACCAUGCUCGCGAACCUCUUCUCCAUGCGCUCGUACAUCAAGAUCGAAGAGGACACUUGGCAGAAGUAUUACCUGGAGGGAGUGUCCAACGAGAUGUACACCGAGUACCUGUCCAACGCCUUCACGGGGCUGUCCUUCCCCACCGUUUGCGAGCUGGUCUUCAUGAAGCUGAAGCUGCUGCUCAUUGCCAUCGAGUACAAGUCGGACAUGCGAGAGAGCAGCAUCCUCAUCAACCCUGGAAACCACGUGAAGAUCCAAGAGGGUACCUUGGGCUUCUUCAUCGCAAGCGAUGCCAAGGAGGUGAAACGAGCUUUCUUCUACUGCAAGGCCUGCCACGAUGACAUUUCUGAUGCCAAGAAAAUCAGGAAAUGUGGCUGUAAAGGAUUCAAGCCGUCAUUCUACCAGAGGCUGAAACAAGCAUGUUGCAUGUCCACCUCCCCGCGGUACACCGACAGGACGGUGCCACCCUUCUCGUCCCUCUCUGUUCAUGAUUUCCCAACCACUUUCCGCACCUUCGAUGAGUCCUCAGCUCUCUCUCCCAUCAACAAGAAGCAGAAAAACGGAGCGGUCCGAACGACGCCCAAUUCGUCGCCACCCCGCGUCAUCAGGCAUGACUUGCUGGCCAUCCCAGGCACCGAGAAAGCAGAGGACAUGGACUGCAACAUCAAGAAGUACGACUCGACUGGCAUGUUCCACUGGUGUCCAUCCCGCGACAUCGAGAGGGUUAUUCUGACGCGCAGCGAGGCGUCCAUGACGGUGCUGAGUGGCCACGUGGUCGUGUGCAUCUUUGGGGACGCCAAGUCGGCGCUCAUCGGCCUGCGCAACUUCGUGAUGCCGCUGCGCGCGAGCAACUUCCACUACCACGAGCUGAAGCACAUCGUGUUCGUGGGCAGCCUCGAGUACAUCCGCCGCGAGUGGGAGUCGCUGCACAACUUCCCCAAGAUCUCCAUCAUCCCGGGCGCGCCGCUGAGCCGCGCCGACCUCAGGGCUGUCAACAUCAACCUGUGCGACAUGUGCGUCAUCCUGUCGGCGAACCAGAACAACAUCGAGGACCCGUCCCUGCAGGACAAGGAGUGCAUCCUCGCCUCACUCAACAUCAAGUCCAUGCAUUUUGACGACAGCAUCGGCCUUCUGCAGGCCAACUCUCAAGGGUUCACUCCGCCCGGCAUGGACCGCACUACCCCGGACACAAGCCCCGUGCACGGUCUUACACGGCAGCCCUCCGUCACCAACGGGUCCGGAGUACCCAUGAUCACAGAACUCGUCAACGACUCGAACGUGCAGUUCCUCGACCAGGAUGACGACGACGACCCCGACACGGAGCUGUAUCUCACGCAGCCGUUCGCCUGCGGCACCGCCUUCGCCGUCAGCGUGCUCGACUCUCUGAUGAGCGCCACGUACUUCAACGACAAUACGCUGACGUUGAUCCGCACGCUGGUGACGGGAGGAGCCACGCCCGACCUCGAGGCCCUGCUGGCGGAGGAGAACGCCCUGCGCGGCGGCUACAGCACGCCGCAGACGCUCGCGAGCCGCGACCGCUGCCGGGUGGCGCAGCUGGCGCUGUCCGACGGGCCCUUUGCCGACCUCGGGGAGGGAGGCUGCUACGGCGAGCUCUUCUGCAAGGCCCUCAAGACGUACAACAUGCUGGCCUUCGGGAUCUACAGAUUCCGAGACGCCCACCUCAGCACCAACAGCCCGUCUCCCAAACGCUACGUGAUCACCAACCCGCCCUACAACUUCGAGCUCUUCCCGAGCGACCUCAUCUUCUGCCUCAUGCAGUUCGACUUCAACGCGAGCCAGCCGCGCGGCUCGCACUCCUUCACGGGCAAGCACACGGCCUCGCUGCACUCCAUCUCCUCGGCGACGUCCCGCCACAACAAGCCCAGGGCCAGGGACCCCAAGGCCAAGAGUAACCGCCCUGGCGCAGACAAGCAGUGGUACCCCAACGAGGUGGAGGAUGCAGUCAACCGCAACAUACUCAUUAAGCCGAUGAAUCCGCAGCUGUCAAACCAGAUCAACCAAUUCAAGGCGAUAGGCAGCCCGAUCCCUCCAAUCCGGGAGAUGGAGGAUGAAUGCUGAGAUUGCGCUGCCUCCUUCAACCUUAUCGCUCUCACGCGCUCUCUCUCUCUCUAUCUCUCUUUCCACUGAAUAACACUCUCGCGUUGCGUAGCGCCAGUGAACGAUACCUGGGGAUGGGUUGUCAAGACGCACGAUUACCAUGAGAUGAUUUGAACUGCAGCAAAUUGCUGAGUAGAUUGCGUGCCAGCGUAGGUUGGCAUGGGCUGGCAUGGGUUCUGGUGCAUAGAAUUAAACGGGCCGCCCCCCAUCCCCACCGCCCAGCCUCUUACAAUUCCGCCCCUUUCUUCGACGGCCGCCACACACGCGCCCUUCAUAGCCAAAAUGUGCGUUUACGGUGCAGUUGCACCGCCUGCACACUCGACGGCGACUGCGCCGCUGCUGCGCAUCACGCCUGACGCCGGCGCGCCGUCCCUCCCUUCCUCGCCGCUGCCUUCCACGCGUCGCAAACCUCGACUGCGUCCGCUCGUGCGCUGAGCUGGCGCCAAAAGUGAGGCCGAGACGACGCGGCUUGGGUGCCCGAUCUGCGUGUCUCCACGCUCCUCCCUCUACCCCAUCGGAGUCUCCUCCCCGCCUCCGCCUCCUCCGCCACUGGGAGAAUUGACCAAAAGCUCACUACCGUUGAACGUCGCGGUCCGUGUAGUGUUCGACAGGGCCGCGACCAGCGGCGUCGUUAUGUACGAGUGUGCAGGCCGUGCAACUGCGCCGGGGUCCAUCGGCCGGAGGGACCCAGAGGCUCCAGGGGUUACAAAGAGAGGUGGGGGGGGGGCGGUUAGACGGUUUGGGGGGUCCCAUUGCAUCCCUUACACCGGGGCCCAUGCCAAUCACGCCACGCCACGGGUUUUAAGAGUUGCCAGGAAUCGAGUUGCGCGAAGACUCAUCGCGCGAAGAAAUAUCGCGGCUUGCGCGAUUCUAAGCCGGGGGGACAACCCCACAUGACGUCAAUUGCCGAAGUCACUGACAGCUGCCAUUUAUCGUGGCGCAGGGUUUCCGAUACAUGUCAACGGUUUGCUGCUGUCAGGGAAGGCAUUUCUACUGCUACACCAUCCCUGCAGUAGAAUCUGCAUACAAAAAUCCCCCUCCUCCACGUGUAGCCUUUAAGAGACUGUUGGGGGGCACGUGCUGUUAGCGAGCACCGAUUGAGGCCCACAUUCUGGUGGUGGUGCCUGCACCAUGCCGAGCCGCCUUCUGUCUCCCGAGUGCCGAUGUUUACGCACUGCACCAGGUCCUCAUUUAAGGCGGAGUUGACCUUGGGGAGGCCCGGAGCAGGUGCCGAUGUCACGUCGUCACUGACGAUGCUAGCCGCGGCUGGGGAUUGAACUCGGGUGCCGCUGCGUUUCAUGGCACGGCGCGCUAAUCUCAGCGCCACCGCUCAAUCUGGGUGAACGCUGGCGUCGCACGCGAACCUUGACGGUUCCCAAUUUGCACAAAGCCUACUUCUACAUCACAUUCCAGUCAUAGGUAUAUGCGUACAAUAAUAAUUUAUUACAAGUAAUUAUUAUAUUACAUUUACAGACCUUUUGUCAGUUCCACUGCUGGUCGAAGGCCUCCCCACGCCACAUGUCGGGGGGGGGGGGGGU
Messenger RNA from Petromyzon marinus (sea lamprey), 5976 nucleotides. The record is from RefSeq and is a predicted model, not a curated record. Lineage: Eukaryota; Metazoa; Chordata; Hyperoartia; Petromyzontiformes; Petromyzontidae.